UAAAGGGUUAAUGGAAUGUUUUACACAUGACGGAUUAAAGAAUUCAGAUAUUCACAAAGGGUUCCCGAAAUCAAUUCAUCACUACAUCAUCAUACAUGAUCUCAUUACUAAUUAUCUAACAAAUGUUCGCAUUAAGUAUAAGGAUGAAGUGUAAUAUUUUGAUAACAGGCGGAACUGACAAUGCGACCAAGAGAAGUGUGUUAAAUUUUGGUUGGAUGAUAUAUAAAGUUACUAGAAGAAAUCCCUUGGAUUUCAAUGGUUAUGGUUGCUGGUGUGGGUAUGGCGGGAAGGGAGACCCAGUGGAUGUUUUGGACAGGUGUUGCUACGUCCAUGACAUGUGUUAUAACAAACUCCAGUCCGACGUGUGUCCAUUUAAGGCAGCCGUGUAUACUCUGUCAUAUUCAACUGAGAGAGGGAGAUCUUUGGAUUGUAAACGGCCUUCCUCGUAUUGGUACUGGGGCAAGUGUCGUUAUUUGUUGUGCAGAUGUGAUGCCGUAGCAGUCAGAUGCUUUGCAAAGAGUCGUUAUAAUCGGAAGUAUAAAAACUACCCGCAGAAGAAAUGCUAGAAAGACACAAGUUGUGUACAGUUGGAAGAAAAAC
This is a messenger RNA of Pocillopora damicornis (cauliflower coral), 600 nucleotides long. Its product is annotated as phospholipase A2 A2-actitoxin-Cgg2a. Gene Ontology annotation, molecular function: calcium ion binding; phospholipid binding. NCBI's taxonomy places the organism in Eukaryota, Metazoa, Cnidaria, Anthozoa, Scleractinia, Pocilloporidae. The record is from RefSeq and is a predicted model, not a curated record. Gene Ontology annotation, biological process: lipid catabolic process; phospholipid metabolic process; arachidonate secretion.